ACCCCGUCACCGUCUCCACCGCCUCUCUUUCUAACUCCCACCUUCGCUCUCCCUCGCCCGUUUCGCUGGGCACCCUGCCACGGACCCCACCUGCUGCGAGCCCGUCAAUUCAACCAGUGACGCCGUUCCCCAAAUCUAUGCCCGCGAAGCCACAAGUGCUCCUCCUCCUCUUCACUCUUACCCCAGCCCGCUCCUUAUAGACAGCAAAGCGCCCAUCAUGGGUCAGACGCUCUCUGAACCCGUCGUCGAUAAGAAAUCGGAAAACGGCGAGAGCGACACCAUCAUCUAUGGCCUCUCCUCUAUGCAAGGAUGGCGAAUCAGCAUGGAGGACGCCCACGCCGCCGUCCUCGACCUUCAACCCCCUGGCAGCGACGGAAAGCCUGCAUCGCCGGAAAACAGGUUGAGUUUCUUUGGCGUAUACGAUGGGCAUGGGGGUGACAAGGUGGCCAUCUACACUGGCGAGCAUCUCCACGAGAUUGUCGCCAAGCAGGAUGCUUUCAGGGAAGGAAACAUCAAAAAGGCCCUCCAGGACGGCUUUCUUGCAACAGACCGAGCGAUACUGAGCGAUCCCAAGUACGACGAAGAAGUAUCGGGAUGCACUGCAUCCGUUGGCAUCAUUUCCAAGGAUAAGAUCUGGGUGGCGAAUUCAGGCGAUUCUCGCAGUGUUUUGGGAAUAAAGGGCCGUGCAAAGCCGCUCUCUUUUGACCACAAACCUCAGAACGAGGGCGAGAAAGCCCGUAUCCAGGCCGCCGGUGGCUUCGUUGAUUUUGGUCGGGUCAAUGGCAAUCUCGCCCUGUCACGGGCCAUCGGCGAUUUCGAGUUCAAGAAGAGUGCCGAGCUGCCCCCGGAGAACCAGAUUGUCACCGCCUUUCCUGACGUUGAGAUACACGAUAUCAGCGAAGAUGAUGAGUUUUUGGUCAUUGCAUGUGAUGGGAUCUGGGAUUGCCAAUCCUCGCAAGCCGUCGUGGAGUUUGUACGACGGGGUAUUGUAGCGAAGCAAGAGCUGUCCGCCAUCUGUGAAAACAUGAUGGAUAACUGCUUGGCUUCGAACAGCGACACGGGCGGUGUUGGUUGCGACAACAUGACCAUGAUAGUCGUUGGCCUCCUUCAAGGGCGAACAAAGGAGCAGUGGUACGAGGACAUCGCUAAGAGAGUCGCGAAUGGGGAGGGUCCAUGCGCUCCGCCAGAGUAUGCCGAAUUCCGCGGGCCAGGAGUCCAUCACAGAACUGACGACAGCGCGGACGACCUCGACAUGGAAUUCGACCAUCGUUUCAGGCCCGGAAAUGGAAAUGGAAUGGGUAGCCGAAUCAUCCUUCUCGGAGACGGAUCCGAUAUUUCGGGUGACGGUCAUGAUACUGAAAUGUUCGAUCAGGAUGAUGAGGACAAGGACCUGGAAUCGCAGGUGGACAAGUAUCAUAACCAGGCAUCGUCCAACGGCGCGAACACUACACCCGUAGAAGCAUCCCAAACUACGGAAUCGCCUUCCUCCGUCGCCACCGAACAGUCUGAUGCGCAAACUCAGAACCCUGGUAAAGACAACUCUCCGCCAGCGCAGAGCCGCGCGGGCGAAAGCUAAGAAGAGUGAUGGUUUUGGGGUCUGGUUGGUUUUUUGCUGCCCCUUCACCUGUGGCUGGAUAUCUGGUGCUUGUGCUUUUAGCAGGAUGAUGCUCCCUCUAGGUCCGGGUCGUGUUGGGAGCUGCACAGCGCGUGGGACAUGUGUCACGAAUCAAUCACGCGUCAUGGUCAUGAAGGCGAACCUCUCCCGCGGUUGAUAGGGCACAUCACGAAAUGAUACCUGACGUCGCCCCGUCGUCGUCGUCGUAUGCUCUUCCUUAGUAUAUCCCUUGUUAGGUUGCCUUCUCAAGACGUUGCCUUAACAGCACCACUGCCAUGGUCGAACCUCGACAUUUAUGUUUACGAUGGACGCAAAUGUUGAGGGUUGUUUGUUAGUAGUCUACUAGUACCGUCAGACAAGACACGCAUGCACUGGCUGCCGCGCUUUUGCAAAAUGAGCCAAAUGAGCCAAAUUCAUUGUACGGAG
This is a messenger RNA of Westerdykella ornata, 2041 nucleotides long. RefSeq names its product protein phosphatase 2C. The transcript is spliced from 7 exons. NCBI's taxonomy places the organism in Eukaryota, Fungi, Ascomycota, Dothideomycetes, Pleosporales, Sporormiaceae. Gene Ontology annotation, molecular function: cation binding; protein serine/threonine phosphatase activity. Bases 218 to 1576 code for a protein of 452 amino acids. Gene Ontology annotation, biological process: protein dephosphorylation. The record is from RefSeq and is a predicted model, not a curated record.